AUGUAAAAUUUAAUAACAAGAAUAAAUAAACACCUUUAACUGAUAGCAAAGGAAGAAUAGAAUGUAGAUUUGAAAAGAAUGAAUCUUGUAAGCUAAAAGGGAAUAGACACUAAACAAAUAUUUGAAUCAAUUGCUAUGCCUACUAUGAAUUUCAAAUGUCUAAACUAAUUUUUAAUGUAUUUGAUUUCUUAAUUGGAGUCAUUAUUAAAUUGAACAUGAUGAUCAAUUUGUUUAUAGUUUUUUAUAUAGACACACAGGUCUAAAAAAAUUUGAAAUGGAUUAUGAAGAGUAUUAAACUAUUUAAUAAUAGUUUUCUGAAUUUUAUUAUGCCUUGUGAAGAUGAUGAUCUUUAUACAAUAACAAAGAAUAAGGAACACUUAGGAGGAGCAAGAACUAUCUUUAGUUUAUAGACAAGCUAAGCUUUAUUUGAUUUAUUUUAUGCUGAAGUUCAUUACCAUUUUGAGAUUGAAAGAUCUAAGAAAGAAUUAUUCAGAGAUUUUGAAUACAGAUUAUUAGUACAUCCUCUAUGUGAACAUAAAUAUAUUAUAAAGGAAUAACUAUCAUAAUUUGAUUUUAAUGAUGAAGAUUAAAAAAGAAUUUGGAGAAGACUUAAUUAUAUGUAAAGAAAUUGUUAUAAGGAUGAAAAGUAUAAAUGUAAAAACUUUAAAUCACUCUUGUUUCCAGAAGACUAUUUUGAAAAUCUUAAAUUGAUUGGAUAACCUGUCUAUUUAGAUGAAUAGGUUCAAAAUUAAUAUGCCAAACCUAAUCAAUAUUCAAAAAAUACUAGAAAGUCUAAAUUUAUUGAAUGCCCAAGAAAUAAUAGAUGCUAGUUUUAUUAGAAUUAUGAUUUUCUUAAACCUUAUUAAGGAGAUAAAUUUAUUGUUGAUUAUAACAAAAUUUAUAAUAAAUGA
Messenger RNA from Paramecium primaurelia, 911 nucleotides. NCBI's taxonomy places the organism in Eukaryota, Ciliophora, Oligohymenophorea, Peniculida, Parameciidae. The record is from the annotation of a GenBank genome assembly.